Molecule: messenger RNA, 1387 nt
Organism: Caenorhabditis angaria
Lineage: Eukaryota; Metazoa; Nematoda; Chromadorea; Rhabditida; Rhabditidae
Source: the annotation of a GenBank genome assembly
AUGGCAACUGAAGCAGAUCAAGCAAGAACUAAACGUCGUUCAAAAGUGAGUCUUUCGAAUUUCAGCGCGAAAUUGAGAUAGUGCGGCACGAGAAACAUACAAUUUGUCAACGGAGCACACUUACUCUACUGGUUUACUCAAUUGAGUAAAUGCGCUCUGUUGAUAAAUAACAAUUGUGUUUUCAUUUUUCGUAAAAGUGUUUCUCAUCAAAAUUCAACAUUCUAGAUCGAAGCAUGGUUGCAAGAUGUGGUAACUCGGCUAAAAAAAUGGACCCCUGGUCAUUGUCAACGUUUGUUUCACGAAAAAGAGCUGGUCGAGUUGUGCUAUCGAGCUCGCGAGACUUUUUGGAAAGACAACACGAAACUCGAUUUGGAGGCGCCAAUUAAAAUUUGUGGCGAUAUUCAUGGUCAAUUUGAGGAUUUGUUGGCAUUAUUUGAAUUGAAUGGAUGGCCGCCAGAGCAAAAGUAAGUGGAAGGCUAGAAUUCUGUAAACCUAAUAUAUUUUUUGGGUCGUGGAAGUUUUAUAGAAAAAAGUCCCCUCCGCGGAGAUCCGAUUUUCAAAGUUCCUACCCCUUAGCCUAUAAUCUUGCAGAUAUCUGUUCCUUGGCGACUACGUGGAUCGUGGUCCAUUCUCAAUCGAAGUCAUCAUUCUUCUUUUUGCUUUCCAAGUUCUUUACCCCGACAAAGUCUCGCUUUUACGUGGAAAUCACGAAAGUCGACCAGUCAAUAUGCAAUAUGGUUUUUUCAUGGAAUGCAAAAAACGUUAUUCGGUCAAUCUUUAUGAAUGUUUUCAAUUGGCCUUUUAUUGUAUGCCACUUUGUGCAGUUGUAUCAAAUAAGAUUAUUUGUAUGCAUGGUGGAAUAUCGGAGGAUUUGGUUGAUUUGAGGCAACUCGAAAAAAUUGAACGUCCUUGUGAUAUUCCGGAUAUUGGUGUCAUUGCUGAUCUCACUUGGGCUGAUCCGGAUGCGGUGCGUUUUUUUUUCGGAAUUUGGAAUUCAAGAGAGAGAAAUUUGUAAAAGUUCGAAAACAAGGUUCAUUUUUUCAGUCAGUCACCGGUUACCAAGAUUCGCCACGUGGCGCCGCCCGUGUUUUCGGCGUCGAUGCUGUCAAAUCAUUUUUGAAAAUGCACAAUUUGGAGCUGGUUGUCCGUGCUCAUCAAGUUGUCAUGGAUGGCUACGAAUUUUUUGCUGACAAAUCGCUUGUCACCAUGUUUUCAGCUCCAUCUUAUUGUGGACAAUUUGAAAAUGCGGCCGCUGUUAUGUCGGUUGAUGAAAAAAUGGUUGGUUUGAAAAUCUGGAAAUUAAAAAUAUCUGACUAUUUUUCAGCAAUGCACAUUUGUGAUUAUGCGUCCGGAUUUGAAGAAGAAGAAUACAGCGGAUGCGAAAUGA